AUGUCGUCGUUCGAGUCGGUUGUUGUCAUUGACGGCAAGGGCCACCUCCUUGGCCGUCUCGCCUCCAUUGUCGCCAAGCAGCUUCUCAGCGGCCAGAAGAUCGUUGUCGUCCGCUGCGAGGCCCUCAACAUCUCUGGAGAGUUCUUCCGCGCCAAGCUCAAGUACCACGCCUACCUGCGCAAGAUGACCCGAUACAACCCCACUCGCGGUGGUCCCUUCCACUUCCGCGCCCCCUCCAGAAUCUUCUACAAGGCCGUCCGUGGUAUGAUUCCUCACAAGACCGCCCGCGGUGCCGCCGCUCUGGAGCGCCUCAAGGUCUUCGAGGGUGUCCCUCCCCCCUACGAUAAGAAGAAGAAGAUGGUUGUUCCCCAGGCUCUCCGUGUCCUGAGACUGCAGCCCGGUCGCAAGUACUGCACCGUCGGCCGUCUGAGCCACGAGGUCGGCUGGAAGUACCAGGACGUCGUUGCCCGUCUGGAGGAGAGGCGGAAGGCCAAGGGCGCUGCCUACUACGAGCGCAAGAAGGUUGCUGCACGACAACUGUCCGACGCGAAGAAGAACGCCUCGGUCAAGGAGGAGACCGCGAAGGCCCUUGCGGCUUAUGGCUACUAA
Messenger RNA from Trichoderma asperellum CBS 433.97, 609 nucleotides. It is a transcript of the gene CRP46, whose product is annotated as 60S ribosomal protein uL13. The record is from RefSeq and is a predicted model, not a curated record. Gene Ontology annotation, biological process: negative regulation of translation; translation. Gene Ontology annotation, cellular component: ribosome; cytosolic large ribosomal subunit. NCBI's taxonomy places the organism in Eukaryota, Fungi, Ascomycota, Sordariomycetes, Hypocreales, Hypocreaceae. Gene Ontology annotation, molecular function: structural constituent of ribosome; mRNA binding.